CGGAGAAAUGGAAGAAACUUCAACUCCCCCAAAAAAAAAAAACUAAACCAAGUAGGAAAGCCUCCCAGGAGAAGCUGGUGAAGAUUGAAGAAGGGGGAGUGAGUGACUGACUGGCUGCGUAUGAAUUUACAAUGAGCCGUACGUGGAUUCGGCAACGUCAUGCCGGAUUCCCUGCCAUGUCCCUCUCCUAUUGGCGUUAUAUUUUGUUUUCCUCUCAUUCAUCUACUGCUGCUGCUGCUUCCUCCUCCUCCAACAACAGUAAAGUACCUGUUGUUUGGGAUUAUUUUAACAAACCCACCACCACCACCACCACCACCAAUCUUGGCGGUGGAGGUGGCGGUGACGCAAUCACGGUUCAACUCUUUUCGUGGGGGCAUGGCGCCUCUGGCCAACUGGGCGGAGGUAUCGAAGAGAUCCGACUAUACCCGGCUCCUGUUGCCUCCCUCGUCCUCCCUCCCUCUUUCCGCAUUUCCCACCCAAUUCCUGGCUGUCUCACCACCACUUUACCGCCAUCCCCACUUAACAACAACAACAAUAACAAUGUGGCUAUGGAUGUGGGUAUCUUUUGCGGCCUUUUUCAUUCGGCACUGCUGGUGGAUGGCAAUUUCUGGAUCUGGGGCAAAGGUGAUGGUGGUCGACUCGGCUUUGGCCAUGAGAACUCUCUAUUCUUCCCCACCUUAAACCCUAAUUUAGAUUGCAUUCGAAGGGUUGCUCUUGGUGGGCUUCAUUCCGUUGCUCUUAACUCUCUUGGACAAGUCUUCACAUGGGGUUAUGGUGGUUUUGGCGCUCUUGGGCAUUCAGUUUAUCAUAGAGAAUUGCUCCCUAGAUUGGUGGAAGGUUCUUGGGAGGGAGAAAUAUGUCACAUCGCAACUAGUGGGACUCAUACUGCUGCUAUCACCAAAUCAGGUGAACUUUAUACUUGGGGUCGAGAUGAAGGAGAAGGUAGACUGGGCCUUGGUCCUGGUCGUGGCCCAAGUGAGGCAGGUGGAUUUAGCAUUCCUUCCAAAGUAAAAGCAUUACCUGUGCCUGUGGCUGCUGUUUCCUGUGGUGGUUUUUUUACUAUGGCAGUGACCGAUGAGGGGCAACUUUGGAAUUGGGGAGCAAACUCCAACUAUGAGCUUGGAAGAGGUGACAAGAUUGGUGGUUGGCAACCACAACCAGUUCCUACCCUCAAAGAUGUUUGUAUUGUUCAUAUAGCAAGUGGUGGAUAUCACUCUCUUGCUUUAACGGAUGAAGGUAAAGUACUUUCGUGGGGUCAUGGUGGACAUGGUCAGUUGGGUCAUUCUUCUACUAAAAAUGAGAAAAUUCCUGUAAUAAUUGAGGCUUUAGCUGAUGAGACGAUCAUCUCUAUUGCCUGUGGGGGUUCAUCGUCAGCAGCUAUAACUGAUAAAGGGAAGUUGUACAUGUGGGGAUAUGCCAGGGAUUCACAAUUAGGGGUUCCUGGGCUGCCAGUGGUACAACUGUCUCCCGUUGAAGUUAAUUUUCUGAUGGACGACGAUGGAUUGGGGACCCACAACGUGCUGUCUGUAGCGAUUGGUGCAUCUCAUGCUCUGUGCUUGGUUUCAAGUUACGAGGAUCAGGAAAAUUGAACAAAUGAAAUCGUUACGGGUCACAAGUGAUACCCUUGAAAUUCCAUCUCGUUCACGUGUAUGGUAAUGGUGAAAGAGUGGUUGCACAAUCCUAAAAAGAUGAACGUGCAAGACAGAUGCAGUGAGGUCCCCUUCUCAUAUUCUCCUGCUGAUGGACCUUUGUUGUUAAAAUGUUUGAAUUGUUCUCAUAUGAGUUGGACCGUUGUGGAAGAAAGGUUUUGUGGAACUUGAGAUCCAUCCAAGAUAUGUAUUAGAACCGUUCUAGAAAUGACACGAUUUGCAGCAAAUGUACUUCUAAUUGUUAAUUUGGACCUUUGACUAUGCUCUUUGGGGGAUCUGUAUAAUGUCUGUACUUUGCUAUAAAUAUAAUUAUGAACCGAUUCCUUUGUGCCCCUCGAGGGAUGAAAAAAAUGAAUGGAAGGGAGAGGAAAAUGGAUAGUUGGGACAUCCCUCCGGAGGGUCCAUGAAUAUUGUCUUCUUCACUAUUUGUUUGGUUGGAUAGAAAAAUAAUGUGUGGGGAGGAGUGCUGGCGGCGGUCUGCCACUGUUGCAUCACACUCCCUACAUGGGGAGGAGUACUGUGUAUUGGUUGAAAAACAAUUUGACCUUUUAAAAGUUGCUCUUGAUUCAAAUGCAAAGUAGACAUCAAGUUUUAAAAAAUCACACAAAUGCGACUCUCAAAGCUCGUUUGCUCCCUUCAUUGUCCCCCCAAGGCCAAAAAAAAAAAGAAAAAAAAAAGAA
Molecule: messenger RNA, 2329 nt
Organism: Cornus florida
Lineage: Eukaryota; Viridiplantae; Streptophyta; Magnoliopsida; Cornales; Cornaceae
Product: RCC1 domain-containing protein RUG3, mitochondrial
Exons: 7
Coding region: 132-1589 (485 amino acids)
Source: RefSeq, a predicted model, not a curated record